AUGGGCACUCGGCCAGACGUUGCUGGGACAGGGCGUGCUCCCAUCAGCCCCUUCGCCGCCUACUUGUCCACAUCUACGAAGAGGAUAUUCGAUCGACCAUACCCUAUCGACGACCGCGAAGAAGAGGUAUCAGCGGAUGCAGGAAUCGAACGUCUGGUGUACAAGAUCUCUAGGCCAUAUCAGACCUCUGCACGAAAGAUCCUGGACAGUGUGAGCACCCCCGACCGCCUAAACGCGUGGUCUCUGCCUGGCCGGCUACACGCAAGCCGCGCGCGAUUGUCCCACUAG
Messenger RNA from Peniophora sp. CBMAI 1063, 288 nucleotides. NCBI's taxonomy places the organism in Eukaryota, Fungi, Basidiomycota, Agaricomycetes, Russulales, Peniophoraceae. The record is from the annotation of a GenBank genome assembly.